UUUGGCUUGGCCAAAUUGGCACCAUCGUUGCCAGCUUCAUUGAAGAUGUUAUGUUUGUGGGGUGAGGAUGCAUUCAAAGAUGGGAAUACAAUCAACUUCUACAUGGAGCCUGAAGUGUUUGGAUAUUCUCGCAAGACAUUUAUAUUGGGAAAAGAUGUUAGGCGACUUGCAAGCAUGAGGGAAGUAACUGGAACUUGCAUUGCUGUGUAUCAAAGGUACCUCUAUGAUAAGUUGAAGGCUUAUAAAAUGCUGGACAUGGUUGCGUUUGUUGACCCUUCACUUAUUGGUGCUGUGGGGUGUGGGAAUGGAACUGUCAAGGCCCAACACAUCAAAGAUAGGCUUGUAACUGCUAAACCAGGGCAGAUGUUCAUGCUGCCAUAUAACUCGGGGUAAGUUAAUGAAUGUUUGCA
Molecule: messenger RNA, 410 nt
Organism: Rosa rugosa (rugosa rose)
Lineage: Eukaryota; Viridiplantae; Streptophyta; Magnoliopsida; Rosales; Rosaceae
Exons: 2
Coding region: 46-393 (115 amino acids)
Source: RefSeq, a predicted model, not a curated record